AUGCAGUCCGGGGCUGGGGGGCAGCAAGGAGGUGGGGGAGGAGGGCAUGGGCGGAACAUGGUGGCAUCUGCCUCCGCUUCGCCGUCCUCUUCCUCCUCAGCUGUGUCGGCUUCGCACCUAGCAUUUGAUCAGCAGCAGCAGCAGCAGCAGCAGCAGCAACAACAGCAAAGACAGCCAUUGCAACAGCAGUUUUUGAGGAGAUCUGAGGGAAAAGAGGCCCUUUUAGCUCACCAAGCUGGCAAUGUCCAUGGAGGGGCCAAUUUUGCUUCAGCAUCUGGGUCCAUGCAGAUACCUCAACAGUCUAGGAAGUUCACUGAUUCAGGCCAACACCAUGUUUCUCUUAACAUUCCAGAGCAGGCUCUCAAUAGGAGUCAAGGCUUUGAGCAACAAAUGUUGAAUCCCAUUCAACAGGCUUACCUGCAAUAUGCUUUCCAGGCCGCCCAACAGAAACCAACAGCAGGAUUGCAAUCUCAUCACCAAAUGAAACCGGGAAUGUUUGGUGCUCUUGGAAAAGAUCAAGAUAUACGGAUGGCUAAUAUAAAAAUGCAAGAGCUCAUGUCUCUCCAUGCAGCUAAUCAUUCCCAGCCAUCCUCCUCCAAGAUAUCAUCUGAGCAGUCUGGCCAGGUUGAGAAAGCAGAUACUGUUAAGCAGCCCAUAUCUGGUCAGAGAACUGAACCAAAGCCCGACAACCAACCAACGUUACUUGGUCAAGUAGUCCCAGCAGCAUCUAUGCAGGGUGGGCCACAAUCCCAGCAAAAUAUCAUGAAUAUGACAAACAACCCGAUUUCUGCUCAGGUGCAGGCCAUGCAGGCUUUGGCACUUGAGCGGAAUAUUGACCUGUCAAAUCCUGCAAGUGCAAAUAUGUUGGCACAGCUUAUUCCGCUCAUGCAGGCCCAGAUGGCUGCUCAACAAAAAGCAAAUGAAAGCAAUGCUGGUGCACAGUCUGCAACUGUGCCAAAACGGCAGGUUCCAACAACCAAAGUUGCAAAUGAAAGUUCUCCCCGUGGGAAUUCCUCAGGUGAUGUCUCAGGGAGAUUUGGCUAUUCUAAUGCUAGGCAGACAGUUGGUAGUGAUCCUCCUGGUGUAACCUCGAAUGCAACUAUCGUUAACAGUUCUGGUAAUAAUCCUGUACAACAGUUUUCUGUGCAUGGUAGAGAUAACCAGUUACCCCCAAGACAUCCUGCUCUUCUUGGCAACCCAAGGUCCCCUACAAAUCCAUUUCAGUCAUCUGUAAAUUUGAGUCAGGUAGUGGACAUUUCUUUGCCAGCAAAAAAUUCGGCGUCUGGCCUGGAAGUUCUUCAAGGGCAGCAUGCCAGGCAACUUAAUCAAUCUCCUUCGCAUUGUGCAACUUCGUCUAAUGAUGGGGGUGUUGUAAAUUCAUCUACAUAUCAGGGUGGACCUCAGAUGUGCCAGCAGCAUAUUGGUUUUACUAAGCAGCAACUUCAUGUUCUUAAAGCACAAAUACUUGCAUUUAGGAGGCUGAAGAAAGGAGACGGAACUCUGCCACGUGAGUUGCUCCAAGCUGUUGCUCCGCCACCACUUGAGCUGCAGAUCCAACAGAUGUUUCAUCCUCCUGGAACUGUUAAUAAGGAUAGAUCAGCUGGAGAAAAUUUAGAUGGGCAUGCACGGCAUGUGGAAUCAAGUGAGAAGGGGCCUCAGGUUGUAACAUCAUCUGGUGGACUAUAUGAUUCAAAGGAGGAAGUUUCAGCAGGUGAUAAGCUAGCUGUUUCAACAGUUAAUGUGCGUGGCAUCCCAGUUGCAACAAAGGAACUGGGGAUAGAGGUUGCUCCUGGAAAAGAAGAGCAGCAAACUGUAGAACGUUUGGGGAAAUCUGAUCAGGAGGCUGAACCAGGUAUUCAAAAAACGCCUGUCACGAUUGACUUAUCUGCGGAUAAGGGUAAAGAAGUGGCCACACAUACUGCUGUUUCUGAUGCAAUUCAAGUUAAGAAACCUGUUCAAGCAGGUAACAUGACUCAGCCUAAGGAUGCAGGUUCAACAAGAAAGUAUCAUGGGCCGUUAUUUGAUUUCCCUGUCUUCACCAGGAAACACGACACUUUUGAAUCAUCUAUGAUGAAUAACAGUAAUAAUUUAACCCUGUCAUACGAUGUUAAGGAUCUUUUUGAGGAAGAAGAAAUUUGGAAAAGGAAAAGGGCAGAAAAAAUAGAGAAGAUUGAUAAAAUAUUAGCUGUAAACUUGGAGAGGAAGAGGAUUAGACCAGAUCUUGUCAUACGGCUACAAAUCGAAUCAAAAAAACUCCAGCUCGCAGAGCGUCAGGCGCGCUUGAGGGACGCGAUUGAGCAACAGCAACUAGAAAUUAUGGCAAUGCCUGAAAGACCAUAUCGGAAAUUUGUUCGGCUAUGUGAGCGUCAACGACAGGAGAUUAACAGACAAUCGCAGGCCAAUCAGAGAGCAACAAGAGAAAAGCAACUGAAAUCCAUAUUCCAGUGGCGCAAGAAGCUUCUUGAGGCUCAUUGGGCCAUCCGUGAUGCUCGAACUGCUCGGAAUAGGGGGGUCCACAAGUAUCAUGAAAGGAUUUUGAGGGAGUUCUCAAAGAGGAAGGAUGAUGGUCGUAAUAAAAGGAUGGAAGCAUUGAAGAAUAAUGAUGUAGAGAGAUACAGGGAGAUGUUGCUGGAACAACAAACUAAUAUACCCGGGGAAGCUGCGGAAAGAUAUGCUGUUCUCUCAUCAUUUUUAACCCAAACUGAAGAAUAUCUUCACAAACUGGGAAGUAAAAUAACAGCUGCUAAAAAUCAACAGGAGGUUGAGGAGGCUGCCAAUGCCGCAGCUGUUGCUGCACGUGCACAGGGCCUCUCUGAAGAAGAAGUAAGAGCUGCAGCGGCCUGCGCUAGAGAGGAAGUAAUGAUACGGAACAGAUUCUCUGAAAUGAAUGCACCAAAAGAUAGUGCAUCUGUUAACAAGUAUUACAACCUCGCACAUGCUGUAAAUGAAAUAGUUAUUAGGCAGCCCUCAAUGUUACGAGCCGGAACAUUACGAGAUUAUCAGCUUGUUGGUUUACAGUGGAUGCUUUCUUUGUAUAACAACAAAUUAAAUGGAAUUUUGGCAGAUGAGAUGGGUCUUGGCAAGACUGUGCAGGUUAUGUCAUUGAUUGCUUAUUUGAUGGAGUUCAAAGGAAAUUAUGGACCACAUCUUAUCAUUGUUCCUAAUGCUGUUAUGGUGAACUGGAAGAGUGAGUUUCACAAUUGGCUUCCAACUGUCUCUUGCAUCUUCUAUGUUGGUUCGAAAGACCAAAGGUCAAAAUUGUUUUCUCAAGAAGUGUUAGCAUUGAAGUUUAAUGUCCUUGUGACAACCUAUGAAUUCAUUAUGUAUGAUCGUUCAAAACUGUCAAAAGUUGACUGGAAGUAUAUCAUAAUUGAUGAAGCGCAACGGAUGAAGGAUAGAGAAUCGGUUUUAGCUCGUGAUCUUGAUAGAUAUCGUUGCCAAAGACGCUUGCUUCUCACUGGGACACCGUUGCAGAAUGAUCUUAAAGAACUUUGGUCACUUUUAAACCUACUGCUCCCGGAAGUCUUUGACAAUCGCAAGGCAUUUCAUGAUUGGUUCUCGCAGCCAUUUCAAAAAGAACUUGCACAAAAUACUGAGGAUGAUUGGCUUGAGACUGAAAAGAAGGUAAUCAUUAUCCAUAGACUUCACCAAAUUCUGGAGCCAUUCAUGCUUAGACGGCGUGUUCAAGAUGUAGAGGGAUCACUUCCUCCCAAGGUUUCAGUUGUUUUAAAAUGCAGAAUGUCGGCUAUACAGAGUGCCAUUUAUGACUGGAUCAAAUCCACUGGAACUCUUCGAGUUGAUCCAGAAGAUGAAAAGCGCAGGGUUCAAAAAAAUCCUAAUUAUCAGGCUAAAAUAUACAAACCUUUGAAUAAUAGAUGUAUGGAGCUCAGAAAAGCUUGCAAUCACCCAUUGCUCAAUUACCCUUACUUUAGUGACUUAUCAAAGGAUUUUCUUGUGCGAUCGUGUGGAAAAUUGUGGGUUCUGGAUAGGAUUCUGAUGAAGCUCCACAGAACAGGACAUCGAGUACUGCUGUUUAGUACAAUGACAAAACUUCUUGAUAUAAUGGAGGAAUAUUUACAGUGGCAACGGCUUGUCUACAGGCGAAUUGAUGGGACAACUAGCUUAGAAGAUCGUGAAUCUGCUAUUUUGGACUUCAACAGUCCUGAUACUGAUUGCUUUAUCUUCUUGCUCAGUAUUCGUGCUGCUGGGAGAGGUUUGAAUCUUCAGUCUGCUGAUACUGUUGUCAUAUAUGAUCCUGAUCCAAACCCAAAAAAUGAGGAACAGGCUGUUGCUCGAGCCCACCGUAUUGGGCAGACUAGGGAAGUGAAAGUCAUUUAUAUGGAAGCUGUAGUUGACAAAAUCUCCAGCCAUCAGAAAGAGGAUGAAUUCUUGAGUGGAGGUACAUUUGAUUCAGAUGAUGACCUAGCUGGUAAGGACCGAUAUAUGGGUUCCAUUGAGAGCCUCAUUAGGAAUAAUAUCCAACAGUAUAAGAUUGACAUGGCUGAUGAAGUUAUAAAUGCCGGGCGAUUUGAUCAGAGGACUACACAUGAAGAGAGACGCAUGACCUUAGAAACUCUGCUGCAUGAUGAAGAGAGAUAUCAAGAAACAGUACACGAUGUUCCCUCACUUCAUGAAGUAAACCGCAUGAUUGCUCGAAGUGAAGAAGAACUGGAGCUCUUUGAUCAAAUGGAUGAAGAACUUGACUGGACAGAGGAGAUGACUCGAUAUGAUGAGGUUCCACUGUGGCUUCGUACUAGUUCCAAGGAAGUGAACACUACCGUUGCUAAUUUAUCGAAGAAACCAUCAAAGAAUACCUUAUUCAGAGGAAGUAUCAGCAUGAAUUCCAAUGAAGUGGCUUCUGAGAUGCCAAGAAAAAGAGGGCGGCCAAAGGGGAAAGUUCCUAUUUACACAGAAUUGGAUGAAGAAACUGAUGAUUUUUCUGAAUCUAGUUCCUGGAGGAUUGAACAUUCUCUACAAGAAGAAGUUGGGGAAUUUGAAGAUGAUGAGUUUACUGGGGCACCAGCUCCAGUUAGUAAAGAUCUGUCAGAAGAAGAUGGUCCUCUUUCUGCUGAUGCAUAUAAAUACCAAAAAGCUUUAGAAAUCACGGGAAACAAUGGUAUACUUGGAGAAGGUGGUUCAUCCGGCUCUUCUUCACACAGUCGAAGAUUAGUGCAAAUAGUUUCUUCUGCAUCUUCUCAGAAGUUUGGAUCUCUUUCUGCUUUAGAUGGCAGGUCUAAUUCCCGUUCAAAGAAGUUGGCGGAUGAAUUAGAGGAAGGGGAAAUUGCUGUUUCUGGGGAUUCUCAUAUUGACCACCAGCAAUCUGGUAGUUGGAUGCAAGAUCGAGAUGAAGGUGAAGAUGAACAAGUUUUGCAGCCUAAAAUAAAACGGAAACGAAGUAUUCGGCUUCGUCCACAGCAUACUGCCGAUAGAUCAGAAGAGAAGUAUGGCGAGAAGUUGUCAAUUCAUUGCGGGGAUGCUUCUCAGUUGCCAUUCCAGAUGGAUCACAAAUAUGACUCACAAGCUAGGGAUAACAGUGCACUUAAAGUUCAUGGAAAAUCUAGUUUGUUAAAACAUGACAAAACCGAUUCAUCCUUCAAAAAUAGGCGGAAUUUACCCUCAAGGAAACUUAUAAGUUCGGCUCAAUUGCAAGUUUCAGGAAAAUCUGGCAGGGGAAAUCGUGUUUCUUCUCCUUCAAUUGAUGAUGAUGAAUACCCAAGAGAAAAUUGGGAUAGCAAAGUCAUGAAAGGGGCUAAAAGUGGUGGCAGUAAGAUGUCUGAGGUCAUCCAGAGAAAGUGCAAGAAUGUUAUUAGCAAGCUCCAAAGGAGAAUAGACAAGGAAGGGCAUCAAAUAAUUCCGCUGCUAAGUGAACUGUGGAAAAGAAUUGAAAAUUCCAGUGCCACGGGUGCGAUGGGAGAUAACUUUCUGGACUUACAAAAGAUCAAUCGGCGCAUUGACAAAUCUGAGUACAGUGGAGUAAUGGAGCUUGUAUCUGAUGUUCAGCUUAUGUUGAAGUGUGGGAUGCAAUAUUACGGGUUGUCAUAUGAGGUGAGAUCUGAAGCAAGAAAGGUGCACGAUCUUUUCUUUGAUAUCUUGAAGAUAGCAUUUCCGGACGCUGAUUUUGAAGAAGCCAAAAAUUCAGUCUCUUUCUUCAGCCCAGUAUCUACACCGGCCUUGGGUUCAUCAUCAAGACAGAAGUCACAGAGUCGAGAGUCUGUUGAUACUGUUGAAGACACUAAUUUAGGGAGCAUUUUGCCUCAAAAGGAGUUGAGACUUGGAAGUAGCAGCGGUCGGGAUCUUAGCCAACCGGACGAAUCGCGCACGCUCACUCAUCCAGGAGACCUUGUUAUCUGCAAGAAGAAAAGGAAAGAUAGAGAGAAGACUUCUGUGAAGUUGGGGAAAGCGUCAGCAGGUCCCGUCUCUCCUACUGGCCUCAUUCGAAAUAUCCGAAGUUCCGGCUCGAACUCAGGCGGGAAGGAUGUGGGAUUUAGCCAUCAAAAUACCCAACAAGGGUGGGCUGCCCUUUCUCCUCAACCGGGGAAUAGUGGUAGUAUUGGCAGCACUGUUGGGUGGGCGAAGCCUGUAAAGAGAACGCGAACUGAUGCAAGGAGGCGGCCUAGCCAAUUGUGA
Messenger RNA from Fraxinus pennsylvanica, 6627 nucleotides. Lineage: Eukaryota; Viridiplantae; Streptophyta; Magnoliopsida; Lamiales; Oleaceae. The record is from the annotation of a GenBank genome assembly.